AUGUAAAUUCUCAUAAUUUCGUUAUUUGUCUCCGAAAAGAGAGAAUAAUUUUGUCGCAAAAUCGUAUUAGCAACGAAACUAUUUUGUGGCAAAAUCCUGUUUAAUAGUUUUUAACCUAGCCCAUCCCUCCUGGCCUGGGAUCUCUCCCUUCUGCUUCUCUCUCUGCUCCACCACUGCCGGCACGGUCAUACUCCAGGACGCCGUUGUCGACCGAGUCGCCGUCGCCAUUGUCUACCUGUUGGAGUAGCCCUCCGGUCGACGCCUCUCUCUUACCCUCCCUCCGCGACGCCGCCGGAGAAGCGAAGCGAGCUCUUCAUCCUUUGGAUUUUAACCAAACAAAGAAUAUCUUUUAGUCAUAUUGGAUCAUCAAAGAAUGUUUCAAGCUGAUCCGACGAAAAAGUUAUCUUUUAGGCGCUGCAUUAGUGACGGAGAUCUGGUUAUUGUAUAUGAGAGGCAUGACAACAUGAAGGCUGUCAAAGUGUGUGAAGGUUCUGUGCUCCAGAACCGUUUUGGCUUAUUUAAACAUUCAGACUGGAUUGGGAAGCCCUUUGGGUCCAAAGUGUUGAGCAAUAAGGGUGGAUUUGUUUACGUGCUAGCACCAACGCCUGAACUAUGGACUUUGGUUCUAAGCCACAGGACUCAGAUCCUCUAUAUUGCAGAUAUUAGCUUUGUGAUAUUGUACCUGGAAAUAGUUCCCGGCUGUGUGGUUCUCGAGUCAGGCACUGGAAGCGGAUCAUUAACUACCUCACUUGCAAAGGCUGUAGCUCCCACUGGACAUGUCUAUACAUUUGAUUUUCAUGAACAAAGGGCUAUAUCAGCAAGGGAAGAUUUUGAGAAGACAGGUCUGAGUAGCUUAGUCACUGUGGGGGUUAGAGAUAUUCAAGGCCAGGGCUUUCCUGAUGAACAUUCGGGGUUGGCAGAUUCUGUCUUUCUGGACCUACCCCAACCUUGGCUGGCCAUUCCCUCCGCUAGUAAAAUGCUGAAACAAGAUGGAAUUUUAUGCUCAUUUUCACCAUGCAUUGAGCAAGUACAACGUUCAUCAGAAACUCUUAGGUCAGAUUUUACUGAUAUAAGGACAUAUGAGGUGCUCCUCCGGCCAUAUGAAGUUCGAGAAGUGAAAACGAAUUGUGGUCAGGACAAUGUUAGUGGUUCCUUUGGGCUGCUUCCAUGCAAGAGGCGGCAGCGUUCAAUUGAAGAAAACAAUGCAGAUGAGAUUCCUAGUUCUACAGUAUGGGCGAGGCCAUCAGCUGAGACCAGAGGCCACACUGGCUAUUUGACAUUUGCCAGACUUAAAUGCUUCGGUUGAAGAACAUAGCCAUUUUUACAUCCACAUGUAGGGUCCGAGCUUGAAGUUCCUUUUAGUUCAGGUCAUCGGGAAUACCCUUGUCCUGCUUGUCUGAAAUUUUGAUGUCUUGACACAAUUUUGACCAGUAAUUUUUGGUGUCCAUAAUUUACCAUCAUGUUUUCAGCUUCAAAUUAAUGUAUUUAUCUGAUUCUUGUA
Molecule: messenger RNA, 1501 nt
Organism: Malania oleifera
Lineage: Eukaryota; Viridiplantae; Streptophyta; Magnoliopsida; Santalales; Ximeniaceae
Exons: 4
Coding region: 374-1306 (310 amino acids)
Biological process (GO): tRNA methylation
Cellular component (GO): tRNA (m1A) methyltransferase complex; nucleus
Source: RefSeq, a predicted model, not a curated record